Myotis daubentonii (Daubenton's bat) is the source of this 2975-nucleotide messenger RNA. It is a transcript of the gene GRK7, whose product is annotated as G protein-coupled receptor kinase 7. The record is from RefSeq and is a predicted model, not a curated record. Gene Ontology annotation, molecular function: rhodopsin kinase activity; ATP binding. Gene Ontology annotation, biological process: regulation of signal transduction; protein phosphorylation; signal transduction. Lineage: Eukaryota; Metazoa; Chordata; Mammalia; Chiroptera; Vespertilionidae. Gene Ontology annotation, cellular component: cytoplasm.
UCCCUAAGGACCCGAGAAAAGGCAUCUCCUCCUCUGGAGAGAUUCUCAGGCUGGUUUUUCACUCGGAAAUGUGGACCCGGGAUGACACGUCAAGAACGAUAAAGCACUUUGGCAUAAUACUGAAUGACUUUGUUUUCAAGCUGCCUUAGCCUUCCUUUACAGAGAAAAAGCCUGAGUAUUCUUUCCCCGUAGGACACAAGUGUUAUUUUUGGAGCAGAGGUUCUUAGGCUGAUCUCUGUCUAAACCAAUUUCUGUUCUUGUGAGGUCGCGGUCUGGGGCGGCUCUGAGCGAUCUCGGUGGAGGGAAGCCUCCUGGCUCCUCGAGGGAGGGAUGUGGGCAGAGGCGUUGAGGGGCCACCCUGAAACUUGCCUACCCUGGGCCUCACGUCAAGGCUCCCUUGCACUCAGACUGUGCCCCAGGAACGGUCUUGGCCACGUGUGUGCACUGGUGUGCUCUUCCUGCUUGUGUCACUUUGUGGGAUAUUUGGGGUCAAGGUGACUCCCUCUUUUUUAACCUGGUACCUUAGGCCACAGACUCCUCAGAACUGAGAGAGCCACAGCUGGACAACCUCUGCAGACCAUUCGGGGGGGGGGGGGGGGAGUAGGAGGGUGCUAUGGGAGAGCACAACGCACUGUGAGGCCACGAGUCCCCGAGGGCCUCCAGGGACAGGUCUCAGGACCCUGGGCUCAGAGCACCCUCUUCUGUAGCCUGCUCUGCCCCAGGCUGCUGGUCGCCAGGAGGAAAAGCUCUCCAGCUUCUCCAGGUCCUCUUCCUGACCUGUCAUUCCGGGGCUCACAGAGCUUGAGGCUGCUAGGAAACGUGUAAAAUUAGAAACAGCUGAAACCACACACAUGGCACCACCUCACUCUGACCCCUUCCCUUGGAACCUGGUUGCUGUGUGUUCAGGGAGCAGGUGUGCGUAGCGGGAGGCCAGGUAACGCCCCAGGAGCCUCGGCGGGUGUCUCAGGCUGCCGCGGCCUCCGAGGACAGGAGGCACCUGCGAGGUGCCCUUCCCUGACCAGCUAUCCAUAGCCAGCAAAGCCUCUUACUGGGAAACCUCUCUCUGCAGCCCCGCCAGUCCCACCCGCAGACCAGAGGCCUCCCUGCAAAUCGCCGGGAGUUACUGAACCUGGGAACCCAAACCAGCCAGCGGGCAGCCAGACGGCCGAGUCCCCCGCAGCGCUCCAUCCCGCCUUUCCUUUCCCUGUGCUCAGCCAUGGUGGACAUGGGGGGCCUGGACAAUCUGAUGGCCAACACGGCCUACCUGCAGGCCCGGAAGACGUGGGAGGGAGACAGCCGGGAGCUGCAGCGGCGGCGCCGGAGCCUGGCACUGCCCGGGCCGCAGAGCUGCGCCCCGCUCCGCCAGGCGCUGCCCCCUGACUUCCACAGCCUGUGCGAGCAGCAGCCCGUCGGCAACCGCCUCUUCCGGGACUUCCUGGCCACGGUGCCCCGGUACCGAGAGGCCGUGGCCUUCCUGGAGCAGGUGCAGAGCUGGGAGCUGGCGGAGGGCCCGGCCAAGGGCAGCAGCCUGCAGGCGCUGGUGGCCGCUGGCGGCCCUGCCCCCGGGCACCCACCUGCCUUCCUCAGCCCGGCUCUGAGCGCCAGGUGCCUGGCAGACACUACCGAGGACAAGCGGGCAGCCCUGGUGGCGCUGGCCCGGGCGGAGGCCAUGGCCUUCCUGCAGGGCCAGCCCUUCAGGGACUUCCUGGCCAGCCCCUUCUACCACCAGUUUCUGCGGUGGAAGGUCUUUGAGAUGCAGCCCGUGUCCGAAUACUUCACCGAGUUCCGCGUGCUGGGGAAAGGUGGCUUUGGGGAGGUAUGUGCUGUCCAGGUGAAAAACACUGGUAAGAUGUAUGCCUGUAAGAAGCUGGACAAGAAGCAGCUAAAGAAGAAAAAUGGUGAGAAAAUGGCUCUGUUGGAAAAGGAGAUCUUGGAGAGGAUCAGCAGCCCUUUCAUUGUCUCCCUGGCCUACGCCUUUGAGAGCAAGUCCCACCUCUGCCUGGUCAUGAGCCUGAUGAAUGGGGGAGACCUCAAGUCCCACAUCUAUAGCGUGGGCACCCGCGGCCUGGCCAUGAGCAGGGUGGUCUUCUACUCGGCCCAGAUGACCUGUGGGGUGCUGCACCUGCACUCUCUCGGCAUCGUCUACCGGGACCUGAAGCCUGAGAACGUGCUCCUGGACGACGUUGGCAACUGCAGGCUGUCCGGCCUGGCGGCCAUGCAGAUCCCGGAUGGCAGGCCUGUCACCCAGAAGGCUGGAACCAAUGGUUAUAUGGCGCCUGAAAUCCUAAUGGAAAAAGUGAGUUACUCCUAUCCCGUGGACUGGUUUGCAAUGGGAUGCAGCAUUUAUGAAAUGAUUGCUGGAAGAACACCACUCAAAGAUUACAAGGAAAAAAUCAGUAAAGAGGAUUUAAAGCAAAGAACCCUGAAAGAAGAGGUCACAUUCCAACAUAACUUCACAGAGGAAGCCAAAGAUAUUUGCAGACUCUUCUUGGCUAAGAAACCAGAGCAACGCUUAGGAAGCAGAGAAAAGUCAGAUGAUCCCAGGAAACACCCUUUCUUCAAAACCAUCAACUCUCCUCGCCUGGAAGCAGGCCUCGUGGGACCCCCAUAUGUGCCAGACCCUUCGGUGGUUUAUGCCAAAGACAUCGACGACAUUGAAGAUUUCUCUGAGGUUCGGGGAAUCGAGUUUGAUGAUAAAGAUAAGAAGUUCUUCCAAAGAUUUGCAACAGGUGCUGUCCCCAUAGCGUGGCAGGAAGAGAUCAUAGAAACGGGACUGUUUGAAGAAUUGAACGAUCCCAACAGACGUGCAGGUUGUGGGGAGGGUAACUCGUCCAAGUCUGCUGUGUGUUUGUUAUUAUAAGUUGUUCUCUCUACCAGACAGGCAGCAGGAGUCUCAGCUGACCUAAUCCUCGAAUGUUCCUGUUAACCUAAAAAUAAAAAUAAAAAAGGGCUUUCAAGAUGAGAGGCAACACGCA